Molecule: messenger RNA, 3739 nt
Organism: Labrus mixtus (cuckoo wrasse)
Lineage: Eukaryota; Metazoa; Chordata; Actinopteri; Labriformes; Labridae
Gene: fus
Product: FUS RNA binding protein
Exons: 15
Coding region: 5-1816 (603 amino acids)
Biological process (GO): regulation of DNA-templated transcription
Cellular component (GO): nucleus
Molecular function (GO): RNA binding; transcription coregulator activity
Source: RefSeq, a predicted model, not a curated record
CUGCAUGAGUGCACUGUCAAAGGGACCGCCGGUGUUUCUUCAUCUUCCCCGGUUCAGUCCGUCCGUUAACAACAACACACUGACUCUGAGUAAAGUCGACGGCUAUUUCUCGGUCUUCGUAAUGUCGUCAAACGAUUAUUCCCAAACAUCUGCCCAGGGCUAUGGGUCCUAUGGUGGAGGUGGUGGUGGUGGUGGUGGUGGAGGUGGUGGAGGUGGUGGUGCUAACCAGGGUUAUGGGCAGUCCUCUGGCCAAGGUUACAGCCAGCAGGGAUAUGGAGGCUACAACCAGAGCUCUGAUAGCGGCUCUGGCUCCUACAACCAGGGAGGAUAUGGCAGCUAUGGUCAACCCCAGUCAGGAUAUAGUUCACCAUCUUCUAAUCAGGGAGGAGGAGGUGGUGGGGGUGGUGGUUAUAAUCACCCCAGUCAGUCCUAUAGUUCUGGAGGCUAUAACAGUAACCAGUCCUCCAACAUGGGCUACAACCAGCAGUCAUCCUUCGCUGGAUACAGCCAGCAGCAGCAGCCUCCCCCUUCAUCCUCUGGAGGCUAUGAAGGUGGCUCGCAGGCUCCCAGCUACAACCAGCCACCGAGCAGUGGGCAGAGUGGAGGUGGUUAUGGCAGCAGUGGAGGUCACACAGGCGGCUAUGGGGGCAGCGGGAGCCACCCACAACCACCCCAACACGGAGGAGGACACCACAACCAGCCCCCCAGCUACAACUCUCCCCCUCCACAGAGCUACAAUCAACAGAGCCAGUAUGGACAAGGUGGAGGUUAUGGUGACGAAAGCCCUCCGAUGAGUGGCGGAGGGGGUGGAGGCUACGGUGGCCCUGAUGGAGGUUAUGGAGGUCAGGAUGCCCGUGGUGGAAGGGGCCGUGGGGGUGGAUUUGGAGGUCGCGGUGCCGGAGGAUAUGAUCGAGGUUUUGACCGAGGGGGCAGAGGUGGACCGAGAGGUCGAGGUGGCAUGGGAAUGGGCGAUCGUGGAGGAUUCAAUAAGUUUGGUGGACCAAGAGACCUGGGACAUGGAGGACCAGGCUAUAUGCAAGACCAGGAUAACUCUGAUAACAACACCAUCUUCGUGCAAGGCCUGGGAGACGACUACACUGUGGAAUCAGUGGCCGACUUCUUUAAACAGAUUGGGAUCAUUAAGAUUAACAAGAAGACCGGCCUGCCCAUGAUAAACCUGUACACAGACAGAGACAGCGGGAAGCUGAAGGGGGAAGCCACGGUUUCAUUCGAUGAUCCGCCCUCAGCUAAAGCUGCGAUCGACUGGUUUGAUGGUAAGGACUUCAAUGGAAAUCCGAUCAAGGUAUCUUUUGCCACCCGCAGAGCUGACUUUGGAGGCCGAGGUGGCAUGAGGGGCAGUCGAGGAAGAGGUACUCCAAUGGGCCGUGGUGGAUUUGGUGGAGGUCGAGGUGGAGGUUUCCCAGGAGGCAAUGGGGGUGGCGGCGGAGGAGGAGUUGGAGAAAGAGGAGGUGGAGGUGGAGGUGGAGGUGGGGGAGGACAGCAGAGAGCUGGGGACUGGAAGUGUUCAAACCCCAACUGUGGCAACCUGAACUUCUCGUGGCGUAACGAGUGCAACCAGUGCAAAGACCCUAAACCUGAGGAUGAAUGUGGGAUGUCCCCGAUGGAGAGAGGUGACUCCUGCGGUUUCGGAGGAGAGCGCCGGGGUGGAUUUGAGCGCGGAGGAUUCAGGGGCCGAGGAGGGGACCGUGGGGGCUUCAGAGGGGGCCGAGGCGGUGACCGGGGAGGAGGAUACAGCCCGGGAAAGACGGACGCAAGGGGUGACCGCAGACAGGAGCGGCGAGGCCGUCCUUACUGAAGCGUGUGUCGAGGACAAACAGUCCCACCUCAGUACAAAGACCAGUGUAAUUAACCCCCCUCCUUCAAACGGGACCCAGCCUGAACCUUUCACACCUUCUGUCAACUUCUUCAUUCUAUCCCUUGUGUACAAAAAUGUGGCUAUCCCUGUUCUCUGCUUUCUCUCGUUCACGUCACUCAUUUCUCAAGGUUUUUCACCUCCGUGGGGCCUCAGUUACAAAACCAAUGUCAGGGUCACGUUUCAUCUGAAGGAAAGGCGACAAAUCUUUUUCAGAUCAGACUAUAUACUUUUCUCGUUCUGUCAGAAUGCUUGUCAAACCUGCUCAGAAACGUAAUACUCUCAGGAAGGUUUCCAACAAGAAGCUAAACCAGUUAUUACAACGUCUCUCAUGCAGGGGUCAAAACGGUCCAGCAACAUUUGUAUGAAGAUCCGACGCGUUUCGGCUUGUGGCCUUCAUCAGGGUGCAUCAAGUGCUGCUGGAGCGUUUUGACCUCUCCAUGCGCGUUGAUAUUUGAUGAAGUUGUGUCAGAAAAUUCUUUUCCACCAGAGUGAGGUGAAUUGACCUGAGGACCAAGAGAAAGUAUUUAUCUUUGUGUCAAUUAAUUAAAAACCGUUCUGAACAUCUGGAGAUGUAAAUGAUGAAAACCAUCAACUCUGAUGAUCCAACGAAAACACUUUUGUUUCUAUUUUCAGUUUUCAUAAAAGGAUCAAAGAUUAAAGCCUGUCCUAACAUCAUGCGACGCAAGAGAGCUUCAGCGGCAAAAUCAUCUUAAUAUACUGUUUCCUAUCGGAGUGUCCAAACUACCCGCGAGCAGCACGGUGUGGCGCCGUUUUUACCCCGUUUCUAUUUUCCUCUUUGUCGCUCGCGUAGAAGGAGGAGGAACGAGGAAGGAGGGGGCUCUACACGUCACUGACACUCGCUUUUCUCACUCAACAGAGCUUGUUAGCUUGUUUUAAAAAGUGGAGAGGCAGUCGUGCAUUAAUAAUAUCCACAUAUUGAGCUCUGACUCGUGUCAACAAGACCGGAGAAAAACCUUUUCUGCCUCAGUGUGUUGUGAUUUCAAUCAACUGCUCCUCAAUACAAAGCACCACCUUCAAUACAAAAGCACAAGAUGUCAUAUCGUUUGCCAGGUGAAACUGAAACUCACAGAGUCAAGAAUUAUUAAACAGAUGAAGUGUGGAUAGCCAGCAUGUGACGCGACAUUCAACUCCCGGUGCUGUUAGGACACAAAACAGUUCAUUCUUUACACAAAACAGUUCAUUCUUUAUCAUUUCAUUGUUCUAUUUGUUGACAUUCCCUGAUUGUGAUCACUUACUCAUCUACCCAGCAGUUGUGACUCAUAAAGAUGCUGAUUGAAAAUAAAGAUCAUAACAUAACGUGUCGGGCUGCUCACAACAAAAGGCGUCUCUAAUCAGAGCGGGUUCAUCUAACAACACAAUGUGUUCUAGAAAGUGUUGUUGUUGUUGUUACGUUUCUUCAUGUUUCAUUUCUAUGUUGUUUCAAAUUCACAUUAAAAAAAAUGAAGAUUUCAGUAUUUGAACAAAAAAAGAGGAGAGUAUAUUUUUCAUUUCUCAAACUGUAGCUGUGGAUGUCAGAUCUGCAUCACGUUCAAACUCUGAUCUGCUGAACUUCACAAACUGCUUAUUCAUUUAGACCGAUCUUAUCUAACCUGGGGGAUUUUAAAACCUGUUUGACGGCUACUGUUCAGUCACUGUCAGACGUCUUUUGUACAUGUGUAGCUGCCGCUGCAGCCGUGAGAUACCAUGGUAGCAAUGAUGCCAAAAAACAUGGAAACAAUACGCUGGUCAUGGAAGGAAUCUAUGAAAUCAAAGUUAUUUUCUUUAUCUUUAAUCUUGACUGUAAGAGAGAGUUUACCCAUGUUCUAUUCUUCUGAAUAUCCAAUAAAUUCACAUGAAGCUCUG